AUAACCCAUGAUAGAGCUUCGUUGCUGGCCGGAGUAGCCUAGUCGUUGGCACCACUACAUACCGUCGUGUAACAGUUUGAAAAGAGAAAAUGGGGAUUGAGGAGAGGAGUAGUACUGGUUCCUCCAUGUCACCAGAUGUGGAGAAGGAUAAGCUGUUGUUGCAGGUAUCAAGACGUGUUGAAGGAGGGUUCGAGUUUGGUGAAUUUUUCUUCCUCGAUUUCCGUACAGGUGAAGUGUCAGAUUGCCCAUAUGUUUUAUUUGCCGAUAAGGGCUGGAAUUCCAUGGUGGCUCUGGGUUCAGUCAUCUAUGUUGUUGGCAUCUGGGAACGUGAUAAGACCAGGUGGUGCAACAUUGAACCACCGAAUUCUGUAACUAACAACAAAAAGGGCAUCUAUCACAAGGGCAUGUCUUUUCUAGAUUUGAGCCAAGCUGAGGUUUUUGAUCCCAUCUCAAACAAGUGGGAGAAAUUGCUUCCACCACCUCAGGUGGGUUUUUUCGACAUCUACAAAGAUCGGUGUGGGGUUGUCGACGAUGAGAAUAAACGGAUCCUCAUCCCCUUCCAUAGCAUCAAAUCCGUGUUUGCCUACUACCCGUCGAACAAUCGAUGGGAACUUGUUCUCGAAUCUUUCUCAUGGCCUUCCGUACUCGUCUUUGCUCAAGGGAUGAUUCUUUUCUAUCUGCCCCAAAUUCCGAAGAUGUUCGGCGCAUACCAUGUUGCCACCAAACAGUGGCUUAACGUUGUGCUUACUUCGGAGGUCCCGGACCAUGUUUGGAGAUGCGAGUUUGAUGCUAUGCUUUAUUUAGGGAAUGGGAUCUUGUGCUUAGCUACUUACUCCAUCGAUUUUGAUAAAGUCCGCACCACCUAUGUCUAUAUCGCCAUGUUUAAGUUCGAGCGUGCCAGUGACAUUCCUGGUGAUCUACUCGUCACGCCACUUCCUCCACAGACCUAUACCCUUCCCACCCGUUGCUUUGGUGUCAAGUACUUCCCUGUCUAGGAACGGCCAAGGUUUGGAGUGUUCUUGGGAGUCAUUUAUCAGAAUAUUAAUUUCUGCUUGCAACUGACAGCAGCAUCGGACGAUCUGAAUUUAGAGUGUUCUUUUCAGAGAUGGACAUGCAGAAGUGGAGUAUUUCGCAACUUAUUUGCAUCGUUAUAUAUGUGUACUUGUUAUGAUUCUGAUAUACUCCCACAAAAAAGUUCCCAUUUUGAAUAAUAUUUUGUCAAAUAU
Molecule: messenger RNA, 1226 nt
Organism: Cuscuta campestris
Lineage: Eukaryota; Viridiplantae; Streptophyta; Magnoliopsida; Solanales; Convolvulaceae
Source: the annotation of a GenBank genome assembly